AUGUGUGUAUUUAUUUUAGUGUACUGGACGACUAAAAUUCACUGAGCAAAAUAUUGUGUUUAAAAAUGUAAAAACUGGCAAAGUAGAACAGUUAUUAACAUCUUCUGAUAUAGAAUUUGUUAAUUGGCAAAAAUUUGUCGAUACAUGUGGUAUGAGAAUCUUUUUAAAAAAUGGUAAUCUUCAUCGAUACUGUGGCUUCAAUGAGUCUGAUCAAGAUAAAAUUGCAAAGUAUUUUAAAAAUACAUACCGCUUAGAUAUGUUGGAAAAAGAAUUAGCCAUUAAGGGCUGGAACUGGGGUAGUACUAAAUUUAAUGGAUCAAUAUUGAGUUUUGAUAUUGGAAAUCUGACUGCUUUUGAAAUACCUCUCAACAAUGUAUCACAAUGUACUACUGGAAGGAACGAAGUAACAUUGGAAUAUCAUCAGAAUGACGAAACACCAGUCAGUUUAUGUGAAAUGAGAUUCCAUAUUCCAUCAGCUGAGCUUGCAGGUGACCAAGAUCCAGUAGAUGCAUUCCAUGAUCAAGUUAUGAAGCAGGCCAGUGUUAUAUCAAUAUCUGGUGAUGCAAUUGCUAUAUUCAGGGAAAUGCAAUGUCUUACUCCUCGUGGUCGUUAUGAUAUAAAAGUUUUUCAAACAUUUUUCCAACUCCAUGGUAAGACGUUUGAUUACAAAAUUCCAAUGAAUACUGUUCUUUGUUUGUUUAUAUUACCACACAAAGAUGGUCGUCAAAUAUUUUUUGUAGUCAGUUUGGAUCUACCUAUUAAACAAGGCCAAACGAGUUACCAUUAUUUAGUAUUAUUAUUUAACAUGGAAGAGGAAACAUCUAUAGAACUUCCAUUUACUGAUGAAGAAAUAGAAGCAAAAUAUGCAGGAAAGUUGACCAAAGAAAUAUCUGGUCCUACAUAUGAAGUUCUUGCUCAAGUCAUGAAAGCCAUUGUUAAUAGAAAAAUAACAACACCAGCCAGUUUUAAAGGUCACUCUGGAACAUCCGCAAUUGGCUGUUCGUAUAAAGCUGCUGCUGGAUAUGUUUAUCCACUCGAAAGAGGCUUUUUUUACUUACACAAACCUCCUAUACACAUACGAUUUGAAGAAAUUUUUACUGUUAAUUUUGCUAGGGGCGGUGGUAGUACUAGAUCAUUUGAUUUUGAAAUUGAGCUUAAAAAUGGAGUUAAACAUACAUUUAGUAGCAUCGAAAAAGAAGAAUAUGGAAGUCUGUACGAUUUUAUUAAUGCCAAAAAACUAAGAGUGAAAAACACUGGCAAAUCAGAUAAACCUGCUUAUACAGGAGACAACUAUGGUGAUUCUGAUAAAAAAGUCAAACCUGAUAUUUAUUUGGCCCGAGUUAAACGUGAAGGACAAGAACGUGAUGAAGAUGAUGAUGAUUCAGAUGAAGAUUUCAACCCUGAAGGACAAGAGAGUGAUGUCACUGAAGAGUUCGAUAGGAAUCCAUCAACAACAGAAUCAGAAUCUGAAAAUGAGGAAAGGGGUGGCGGUGACAAAAAAAAAGAAAAGAAAUUAAAAGAUAAAAAACCUAAAUCGGCUAAAACUAUUAAAUAUGAAGGAAAUGCAGCCAAAUCUAAACAAGAAUAUAUUGAAGCUAUGAAAAAAUUCAGAGAAUCUGGUGGUGGAACUGAAUCAUCUAGGGAGUCUAAGAAACCUCCGUCACAGAAGAAAGUUGCAACACCUGUAAAGAGUAGUUUAUUCAUUUCAAAAGAAUUUAUUGAGUCUGACGAAGAUUCAUCAAGUGAUGAUUGAAGCAAGAAUAUAACAAAAUCUAAGGAGGUCAGUUAAAUAAAAAAAAAAAUAACUAAUUCAUUAGGUAUUUUACACACAGUGCGAGGGAUGUAUUUUUACAUGUAAUUUAAUUUAAAUUGAAUAAAACAUAAGCUAAAAUAAUAA
Messenger RNA from Acyrthosiphon pisum (pea aphid), 1897 nucleotides. Its product is annotated as FACT complex subunit Ssrp1. The record is from RefSeq and is a predicted model, not a curated record. Bases 152 to 1753 code for a protein of 533 amino acids. Gene Ontology annotation, molecular function: histone binding; DNA binding; nucleosome binding. Lineage: Eukaryota; Metazoa; Arthropoda; Insecta; Hemiptera; Aphididae. Gene Ontology annotation, biological process: regulation of chromatin organization. The transcript has 9 exons. Gene Ontology annotation, cellular component: nucleus; FACT complex.